Molecule: messenger RNA, 2949 nt
Organism: Ornithodoros turicata
Lineage: Eukaryota; Metazoa; Arthropoda; Arachnida; Ixodida; Argasidae
Exons: 6
Coding region: 1247-2890 (547 amino acids)
Source: RefSeq, a predicted model, not a curated record
CAGCAACUUACUGGCCGCUGAACCUCGGUUCUGGCUAUCAGUCGCAGCGUUCUCUAUGCUUCCUUUCCGUGUCCGAACCAACCGCCCACUGCUACUUCCUUCUUUUUAGCGGGCUUUUCUUUUUGCUCUUUAUUUUUAGACACUCUUCGCGGACGCUGUGUUGAAACCGGACACCGGGAGUACCCGAAAACAUGUGGCCGAACGUUUGCCGGACGAGUCCUCAUGGCCCCCUUGGCACUGCAACUUCGCGCAAGGCGGGUCGUAUCGUGUUACAGUUGUAGUACACUUCUCCCAGAAGCAAAUCCUCAAACCGUCACAGUGUCUUAGAAAUAUUGUACUGCCAUUUCAUCAUGAUACUUGGUGUGAUAUUAUGAUAUACUGAGCUUACAGCUCCAUCGUCCUGUACAUAAAAAAACAACAGAAAAAACACAACUGUUCGCAACCUUGCGUUCCAGCUACUCAGACCCGCUACCUGAUGCCUAGUAGGAAAAAUCCAGAAUACCCUGAAUCUUCCACCCUCUAGCGCACGCACUCUUACAUGGCAUCAAUCGGUCUUGGGGUGUGCUGAAACUAGCACAGCUGAAAGUGUGGAACUGCCUGUACCUGUGAAGGAAGCUGCUACUUACAAUUAUACGCCCGAACUGAUCACUGAGGUCUUCAGUCGCAUACGUGAGCAUCGAAAGCCAUCAGCAGCCAUGGAGACACUGCCACCACGUUCUUCCAUGUAUGGGGAAAGGCCAGUUCUUGCUCAAGCUGUGGAGCAACAGUAAUAGAGGUUCCAGAAGUAAAAUCAAUCCAGGCCACAAGGUGUGCUGAUCUCAAGACAAAAGACCCCAAGAACAAAACAAAACGGCCCUUUUCAGGGCCACCCAAUGUUUUACGCUGAGACACGCACUGCGUAAUGAUCAACCCAUCUCACAAUGCUUAGAAACAGAAUACUAGAAGGCAAUUGCCACACCUAUUGCCCAACGAAAGACUUUUUGACACAGCAUGGUGACUGUAAUGCGCCUCUUUCAAAGAUACCACCUGCGCAUGCUCCACCCUGCGGCGGAGCGCAGAAACAACUUGGAGGGCAAGUCUAGUGCAGCAGACGACCAAGUGAUAUGUGUGGCGGCGGAUUCAAGCAGACGUGCAGAAGCGAAACUAACCCACGUGUUCACUCUAUCGUCGUGGAGUUUUGUUGACGUUACUGAAUGUCGUAAUUUGUAUGCUACUGUUACUAGCAUAAGGCACAGAAGAGCAUAUCAUGCCGUCAACGUGCGCAAUGCCCGGCUGCAAGUCACGGGGAGUAAAAGGCUUUUUCCGUUUCCCGUCGGAAAAACGUGAAACACAGAGGAGGCACGCCUGGAUUGCUGCUGUUCGGCGUGUCAAGCCGUGGAUUCCAACUCCGUAUCCACGAAUAUGUCAUCGACAUUUCGCAACAGGAAGGCCAAGCCGUUCACCAAAACAUGUUGACUACGUGCCAUGUGCUGCUAACCAAAAUGAUGAAAACUCGUGCCAGAGGAGGACUGAUGCCCUUCAGAGGCUUGAGCGAUCGCAAAGAUGGUUUCAGCAAAAGAAAAACGAGUAUUGUUCUCGUAGCUCCUUCCCUCAGAGUACCGGAAAAGGGUAUGCAGCCCACAGCAGCAGCGAAAAGUCUGGUAUGUACUGUAAAAACAAAGCUGAGCAAUUACUGCAGAAGGUCAUUUUGGCACAUUUUACUACAGGCAGAGCACAUGUGUACUUUUCAUCUCUCAUACUUGUGCCAGGUUCUGAAAGCCUUGUCUGUGAUGAAGGCAGCACAAGUUCCGCAAUCGAGAGCACCAGUGAAGACGGACACACAGACUUGGAACUGAUGGCAGCCGAGUCGCUGAUCCUGCUACAACAAGACAAAUCAACGACAAAGUUUGGAACCAAGACCUCCUGCGCGACAAUAACAAUGAGUACAGAGAACCAACUCCUCAAGAUGCGGAUUCAAGCACUGGAAGAAGAAAACCGCAACAUGUCUUUACGCGUACUGAGCUUGCGGAGUAUUCCGGACAGCAAGUUCAAGUAUUACACCGGUUUUAAGAGUAAACAACUUUUCCAUGUAAUUUUUAAACACGUUGAAGGGAAUGCAAGACGAAUGAACUACUGGCAGAUGGGGCCCAGAACUGAAGAUGGAGCUAGGGGACGACAAAGAGCUGUCAGCCUUGACGAUGAAUUUUUAAUGGUACUCGUAAAACUCAGGACUGGAAUGCCAAGCCAGGAAAUCACAAGAAAUUUUGGUAUAUCUGAAGCCACAUUUAGUAGAAUAUUUACCACGUGGGUCAAAUUCCUUGAUCAAGAGCAGAGCGCUCAAACACACUUCCCCUCACCUAAUGGUAUAAAGCAGGACUUCCCCAAAUCUUUUUCGUGUUUUCAGGACACAAGAGUAGUUAUCGACUUCACAGAGAUCAAAAUACAAAGGCCGUCAAGGCUCACUGCUCAACGACAAACCUUUUCUAAUUACAAGCAUUACAAUACUUGCAAAGUGCUCGUAGGAGUGAUACAAGACGGAUAUUUGUGUUUUGUUUCAAACCUGUGGGGAGGGCAUGUGAGUGACGGUUUUAUAGUCAAGGAAAGUGGUCUCCUGGACCACUUGAGGCCAGGAGAUGCCAUCAUGGCUGACAAGGGCUUCAAACUAGAAUGUUUUCUGCCGCCUGGGAUCAAGCUGUAUGUACCGCCAUUUCGGAAAAGUAUGCAGAUGCCUCCUUCUGAUGUUAAGAAUACUCGCAAAAUAGCGAGUGCGAGGAUCGACAUUGAACGGCUUAUUAGGCGCAUAAAAGAAUUCCACAUAUUUGAUAGCCCUAUCUCAAUCAACAUGAUGGAUAUAGCUGGUCACAUCUUGAGGGUGUAUGCUUUUCUAAGUAAAUUCCAGGACCCCUCAUAAAUCCUUAAAUCAAUGUACUGCAUAUCAUGCCGGCUGAAUGAUGUGUAUGUAAAGUAGGA